AGACAUAUCAGAACUCACACUGGGGAAAGACCUUAUAAAUGUGAUGUUUGUAGUAAAUCAUAUACUCAUAGUAGCGGUCUGCGGAAACAUAUCAGAAUUCAUAUAGUAGAAAAAACAUAUAAAUGUGAUGUUUGUAGUAAAUCAUUCACCAAGAAUGGUAAACUACAGAAGCACAUGAGAACUCAUAGAGUAGAAAAAUCUUUUGAAUGUGAUGUUUGUAGUAAACCAUUUAGUCUGAAAGGUAAUCUACAGAGACACAUCAGAACUCAUACUGGCGAAAAACCUUAUCAAUGUGAUGUUUGUGGUAAAUCUUUUAUUUCCCGUGGCAGUCUACAGAGACACAUGAGAAUUCAUACUGGUGAAAAACCUUAUAAAUGUGAUGUUUGUGAUAAAUCAUUCAGACUGAGCAGUUCUCUACAGGCACACAUGAGAAUACAUACAAGAGAAAAGCCUUAUAAUUGUGAAGUUUGUAGUAAAUCAUUCUCACAGAAGGCUCACCUACGGAGACACAUGAGAAUUCAUACAAGCGAAAAACUAUUAAAUUGUGAUAUUUGUAAUAAAUCAUUCGCCCAGAGCAAUUAUUUGCAAAGGCACAUGAGAAUUCAUACUGGUGAAAAACCAUAUAAAUGUGAUGUUUGUAGUAAAUCAUUUGGAGAAUCAAGUAAACUGAAGCGACAUAUGAAACUUCAUACACGCGAUAAACCAUAUAAAUGUGAUGUUUGUGAUAAAUCAUUUGGAGAAUCUAGUAAACUGAAGCGACAUAUGAAACUUCAUACACGCGAUAAACCAUAUAAAUGUGAUGUUUGUAGUAAAUCAUUUGGAGAAUCUAGUAAACUGAAGCGACACAUGAAACUUCAUACACGCGAUAAACCAUAUAAAUGUGAUGUUUGUAGUAAAUCAUUUGGAGAAUCUAGUAAACUGAAGCGACAUAUGAAACUUCAUACACGCGAUAAACCAUAUAAAUGUGAUGUUUGUGAUAAAUCAUUUAGUCAGAAUGUCAGUCUACAGGACCACAUGAGAAUUCAUACUGAAGAAGAAAUGUAUAAAUGUGAUGUUUGUGGUAAAUCAUUUGGUCAGAGUGGAACUCUAAGGGAUCACAUGAAAACUCAUUCCAGAGGAAAACCUUAUAAAUGUGAUGUUUGUGGUAAAUCAUUUGGUCAGAGUGGAACUCGAAGGGAUCACAUGAAAACUCAUUCCAGAGGAAAACCUUAUAAAUGUGAUGUUUGUGGUAAAUCAUUUGGUCAGAGUGGAACUCGAAGGGAUCACAUGAAAACUCAUUCCAGAGGAAAACCUUAUAAAUGUGAUGUUUGUGGUAAAUCAUUUAGUCAGAGUGGAACUCGAAGGGAUCACAUGAGAAUUCAUACAGGUGAAAAACCUUUUAAAUGUCAUAUCUGUGGUAAAUUAUUUACUUCCAAAAGGAAUUUGCAGCGACACUUGAAGACAUAUUUAUGAGAUAAACACUUUCUGUUUGUUAUGUAGAGGGGGUUUAUUGUCCAUUUAAAGCUGAAUUUCAAAUUUUUAAAAUUUAUUAAAAUAAAGUCUUAAAAUAGAUGGUAUCCAUAAACAUUUUCAACUUCAAAUUCCAACGUUGAGGAAAUGGCUGACCAUUGUUUUCAAUAGGAAAACAAGGGAGGUAAUUGUGUUGUUAUUUCCUGUGUAAAUAAGUUUUAAGUGUGAGAAUGACACCUAUGAUCGUAUAAUAGUGAGUUGAUAACCUAUUGAGCAAAAGACAUAGAAAUAAUUAUGUUUUGACUUUCUUAGAAAAUAUGAAAUUUUCGCUUUAACCAUGCUUGAAUCAUUAGAAUCUGAGUUCUUCUAAUGGGUAAUUCAAGCAUGGUUAAAUAGACAAUAAACACCUGAUAAAUACGAAACAGGAAAGUGUUUAUCGAUAUUGUAGCUCAAAUAUUUAGGAAUUUUCUCCUUAGCUAUUUAAGACACAUUUUAAUCGUGAUGUAGCUAAAAUAUUUAGGGAUUUUCUUCCGAACUAAUUGGGAUACAUUUUUACACCCAUUUUAAAAAGACAUUAUUUGACCAUGUGCUUGUUUUCAUUUUUCAACAUAUUCCCAAUAGAUUUAGACCGUCCUUGCUUUCAUGCAAAUUUAGAAUGCAUGAGUCUCGAGUUGCUGGUAAAUGAAUUUUGAAAGACAAUGUAAUUCGGAUAUCGACAAAAAAAAAAUAUUUUGAACAUUUGAAGAUUUUUUAAAAAACCCAUUAAAUUAGUCUUAUUGCGGUAUCAGCUAUGAUUGAAAUAAUUCCGUCCUGUUAUCCGAGACUAAAAGAGGAGUAACUCUUGGCAAUAAAGUUGACUUCGCUUUGGGAGUGUCAUGUAAGGAAGCAUAAGAAGACAUUCCAUAUAAUAAAUGAAAUGGGUUUAAAAACUGAGCUAAUCAAGAUGGGCAUAUGCCAUACAGUUUGCUGUGAUAUUAAUUUUGGAUUUUCUCCCUGUCCUCUGUCUUACAGUAUGAUGUAUUGAACUAUAAUAUCAUUGUUUAUGUUGAAGAUACAUGUCUUACAGUAUGAUGUAUUUAACUAUAAUAUCAUUGUUUAUGUUAAAGAUACAUAUCUUACAGUAUGAUCGAUUGAACUAUAAUAUCAUUGUUUAUGUUGAAGAUACAUGACUUACAGUAUGAUCGAUUGAACUAUAAUGUCGCUGUUUAUGUUAAAGAUACAUAUCUUACAGUAUGAUCGAUUGAACUAUAAUGUCGCUGUUUAUGUUAAAGAUACAUAUCUUACAGUAUGAUCGAUUGAACUAUAAUGUUGUUUAUGUUAAAGAUACAUAUCUUAUAGUAUGAUGAAUUUAACUAUAAUAUCAUUGUUUGUGUUAAAGAUGUUUGUUUUACAGUGUCUU
Molecule: messenger RNA, 2848 nt
Organism: Patella vulgata (common limpet)
Lineage: Eukaryota; Metazoa; Mollusca; Gastropoda; Patellidae
Product: zinc finger protein 431-like
Exons: 1
Coding region: 175-1452 (425 amino acids)
Biological process (GO): regulation of transcription by RNA polymerase II
Molecular function (GO): DNA-binding transcription factor activity; RNA polymerase II cis-regulatory region sequence-specific DNA binding
Source: RefSeq, a predicted model, not a curated record